This is a messenger RNA of Neogale vison (American mink), 2746 nucleotides long. RefSeq names its product zinc finger protein 345-like. Gene Ontology annotation, molecular function: DNA-binding transcription factor activity; RNA polymerase II cis-regulatory region sequence-specific DNA binding. Bases 187 to 2664 code for a protein of 825 amino acids. The record is from RefSeq and is a predicted model, not a curated record. The transcript is spliced from 3 exons. Gene Ontology annotation, biological process: regulation of transcription by RNA polymerase II. Lineage: Eukaryota; Metazoa; Chordata; Mammalia; Carnivora; Mustelidae.
CAUCCUAGUCGUUUCUGGUUCUCGUUGGUUCUUUCACCGGGUCCCAGGUUCGGGAACGCAGGGGCUGGGUCGUGGUGGCUCGACCAGAGGACGGGCGGGAGGAGGCGCUGUCCCGCCGCACAGACUUGGGUCCGCUGCUCAGCGACGCCACAGGGGACAGCUGGUCCCCUCCACCCACUGAGUCUGAUGGCGGCGGCCGCGCCCGGGAACCAGGCGCAGGGUGGCCUGACCUUUGAGGAUGUUGCCGUGUACUUCUCCCAGGAGGAAUGGCGUCUCCUUAAUGAGGCUCAGAGAAGGCUGUACCGCGAUGUGAUGCUGGAGAACUUUACACUUCUGUCCUCACUGGGUUGCUCCUGUCGAGCAGAGGCUGUGGAGGCACCCUUUGAACAGAGCAUUUCUGUAGAUGUGUCACAGGCCAGGACUCCGAAGGAACCUCGGUCUUCCCAGAAGACCCACCCCUGUGAGAUGUGUUCUUCAGUCUUGAGAGAGAUUUUCCACUUGAUUGGGCACCAGGGAAAACAGAACAACCAGAAACUCUUCAAGUAUGGAGCACGUGUGAAACAAAUUUAUCCUAGUGCAAACCUUCAACAGCAUGAGAAGCAAGCCAUAGGAGAAAAACCCAUCAGAAGCAGUGUGGACAGGGCUUCACUUGUGAAGAGCAGCAAUUUCCAUGAUUCGGGAAAGCCCUUAAUGUAUAAGGAGGUUGAGAAGGACUUCCUAGCCACCUCAGAGCAUCAACAACAACAGACCACUCAUACUGGGGAGAAUAAAAUCACUGAGCGUGGGGUAACUUCUCAGAGCAUGAAAAGUCAUCGCACCUGGGAAGAAUGUAAGAAAGCCAUUGGUCCCAAACACACACUUGUUCAGGACCAGGGUGUCCACACUGGAAGACAGUGUCUCAUGUGCCCUGAAUGUGGAAAAACAUUCAGGUACAAAUCCUCACUUAUAAUUCAUCAGAGAGUCCAUACUUCUGACAGGCUUCAUGUGUGUCGUGACUGUGGCAAAUCCUUUAGGGGAAGCUCAACCCUCAGUCAGCAUCGAAGAAUUCAUGCUGGGCCAAGGCAGUGCAAAUGUAGCAAGUGUGGGAAAUCCUUUAGCCAAAAAUUUGUCCUCGUUCAUCCUCAGAGAAGUCAAACUGAUGAAAAUUGUUACGUGUGCCGUGUAUGUGCUCAGACUUUUAGCCAGAGCUCCAUCCUUACUCAACAACGUACGGUUCAUACUGGAGAAAUGAGUUAUGAGUGUACUGAAUGUGGGAAAUCUUUUAGACGAAAAUCUGAUCUCAUUGAACACUGGAGAGUACACACAGGAGAAAGGCCUUAUGAAUGUAGUGAAUGUGGAAAAUCUUUUACUUCUAGCUCUGCGCUCCGUUACCAUCAGAGAAUUCACACUGGAGAAAAACCUUAUAAAUGCAGUGAAUGUGGAAAGUCUUUUACCUCUAGCUCUGGCCUCCGUUAUCAUCAGAGAAUUCACACAGGAGAAAGACCAUAUGAGUGUAAUGAUUGUGGGAAAUCUUUUACCCAAAUAAAUCACCUCAUUAUACACCGAAGAGUUCACACAGGAGAAAGGCCUUAUGAAUGCAGUGAAUGUGGGAAAUCUUUUAGCCACAAAUCUUACCUCUCUCAGCACCAGAGAGUUCACACAGGAGAAAGGCCUUAUGAAUGCAGUGAAUGUGGAAAAUCUUUUACCUCCGGGUCUGCCCUCUGUUAUCAUCAGAGAGUUCACACUGGAGAAAAACCUUAUGAGUGUAGCGAAUGUGGGAAAUCUUUUACCAAUGGACCAAUACUAAUUCGACACCGUAGAGUUCACACAGGAGAAAGGCCUUAUGAGUGCAGUGAAUGUGGGAAAUCCUUUACCCAAAGAAAUCACCUCAAUAUACACCAGAGAGUGCACACAGGAGAAAGGCCUUAUGAGUGCAGUGAGUGUGGAAAAUCCUUUACAUCUGGCUCUGCCCUUCGUUAUCAUCAGAAAGUGCACAUUGGAGAAAGGCCUUAUGAGUGCAGAGAAUGUGAGAAGUCUUUUACCUCUACCUCUGCCCUCCGUUGUCAUCAGAGAGUUCACACAGGAGAAAGGCCUUUUGACUGCAAUGAAUGUGGGAAAUCUUUUAGGGAUAGUUCCCAGCUGAGUCAACACCAGAGAGUUCACACUGGAGAAAAGCCUUAUGAAUGUAGUGAUUGUGGGAGAUCCUUUAGUCAGAAUUCAUACCUCUCUAAACACCGGAGAGUUCACACUGGAGAAAGGCCUUAUGAGUGCAGUGAGUGUGGGAAAUCUUUUACUUCUGUCUCUGCCCUCGGUUAUCAUCAGAGAGUUCACACUGGAGAAAGGCCUUAUGAGUGUAGUGAAUGUGGGAAAUCUUUUACCAAUAGCUCCAUACUGAUUCGACAUCGCAGAGUUCACACAGGCGAAAGGCCACAUGAGUGCAGCGAAUGUGGGAAGUCCUUCACCCAAAGAAUUCACCUCAUUAUUCACCGGAGAGUUCACACAGGAGAAAGGCCUUUUGAGUGCAGUGAGUGUGGGAAAUCUUUUACCUCUCGUUCCACCCUACAUUAUCAUCAGAGAGUUCACACAGGAGAGAGGCCUUACGACUGCAGUGAAUGUGGGAAAUCUUUUAGCCGAAAAUCUAAUCUUUCUCAGCAUCGGAGAGUUCACACCGGCGAAAGGGCUUAGAUGGGUAGGAAAUGUAGUUUCCUUGUUCAGUGUAAUGAUACCAGAGGAAAUCCUUUGCGAGGCACCAUUUGUCUGAAUUUAG